Molecule: messenger RNA, 2032 nt
Organism: Physella acuta
Lineage: Eukaryota; Metazoa; Mollusca; Gastropoda; Physidae
Product: alpha-(1,3)-fucosyltransferase C-like
Cellular component (GO): membrane
Molecular function (GO): fucosyltransferase activity
Source: RefSeq, a predicted model, not a curated record
CGCUGUUAAUACUUUUUAAAGCUACUUUAAAAGUUUAAUAUUCAAAUAACUAUAAUAUAGUUUGAAUAGUCAGACUUGGGCAUUGUGGCACAAACAAGGAAUUACAUGUAGGCCUAUAUAACAAUCUACUGUCUCCGGUUUGUGCAUAUUGCUGAGUAAUGAAAAAAUUGUUAACUGGUGUCACAAUAAAAAAUUGUCUAUAGGCUACCCUCCCCUUGUAGUCAGUCAAGCGACUCCUACAGUACCUAUGAAGUAGGUGAAAGUGCAAAUAGUACGAACUACAAUCAGUGUUACGUCCAGUAAAGGUAAAAAAAAAUAUGAGUGUGACGUCCGUUGGUGACGUUCAGUGAAGGUUAGAUUUAGUCACUGUGACGUCCAGUCAGGGUAAACGUCCAGACGUCCAGUGAGAAUAACGUCCAGACAGUGUGACGUCUUCCAGUCAGAGAAACGUCCCAGAUACUACAAUGGCAUCCCUCAAACGUCUUCUGUUUGUAUGUUGCACCUGUGUGUGUACCCUGCUACUGAUUAACCUAUGUGUCACCAAGUUCAGUAACUUUAUGCCUCUAGCACCUAGUGAGCUCACUGUUAAAAAGAUGACUUUUGAAAGGAAUAAUGUUGAUGACGAUGGCAAAACAAAGGAUAAGAAACAACCUUUUGCUGUAGAUCUCGACAAUAAAGAAGAUCGGCAGGUCAAUAACCGGCUUGAUAAGUUUAAAGACCAAGAACAAUUUAAUGAAAAGACCGGUAACUCUAUAUUAGCUUACAUGAAAGGUUCCCUCCCUUUGAGUAAAAUCGAUGAGCCCCAUGUUUGCGUCAGCACGCUGUAUGUGUUCUGUAGCGAGCAGGAGGUGGCGGAGAGAUACGCCAUACCUAAUAGUGAGACAACAACAAGAGAUGCUGCAGGUAGAGGCAGUAGAGUUGAUGGCUCAGCUAGAGGCAGUAGAGUUGAUGACGGGUUCGGGCGAAUACGUCGCAAGCUGGACACUGGUCAGAGCAUCUCAAUCACGCUCCCCUACAUCCAGAACUGGCUAGAGGGUUACAUGAAAAACACGCCCAGAUGUCCAGUCAACAGGUGUGAAUUUACCCUGGGCAACGCCACGAAAGAUACGGACGUGUUCAUGGUGGGCGGUGUCCUGCUGAUGGACAAGACCUUGCCCACACAGAGGUGGCCGGGUCAGCUGUAUGUCGUGUACGCUGCCGAGUCGGCUGCCCACUACCGCAGUGAUAUUACACAAGAAAACUCGACCUGGAGACACGCCUUCAACCUGACGGUGACCCACAGGUCUGACGCAGAUCUCCACUACCCCUACGGCAGGCUGUUAUACAGCCCGCUGUCUGCUGACCAGAGGCCAGAUUACUAUGAACUGGCGAGGAAGAAAAAUGAGAGCAUCGUCUGGUUUGUCAGUCACUGCGAGACCCAGUCCAAGAGGGAAUUGUACGUGAAGGAGAUGCAGAAAUAUGUGAACAUAACGAUCAUUGGCCGGUGUGGAGGUGUAGACCCGACCUGCCCACACAGAGACCAGGGACAAUGCAUGCACGACAUCUUCAAAGACUACCUGUUCUACCUGUCCUUCGAGAACUCCAUCUGCCACGAGUACGUGACAGAGAAGGUGUUCAAGGUGUUCCUCCAGGAGACCGCCAUUAUCCCAGUGGUCAGGGGCGGGUCCGACUAUGCCAGACUACUCCCAGCCAACACGUUUAUCGACGCCGAUUGGUUUCAGACGCCGAAAGAACUGGCUCUGUUUUUGACGGCGUUGGGGCGAGAUCUGAAGACGUACUCGCGGAUGUUGGAGCUCAAGUCUAUGUACAAGACACUGCCGAAGUUCCUCGUAUUAUGUGAAGUGUGUCGAGCCCUGGUGCACCAGCUUGUUAGACCAAAAGUUUACGACAUCAAGAAGUGGUUAGAUGCCGGCUGUAAGGAGCCUAAAAACUUUACAAUUUCAAAUAUGGAGAGUCAGCGAUCUUAGUAUUCUAGCUCGUAUUCACAAAAAUGGAUACGAAAAAACUAACAAUUGUAACGUCUAAUAGUGCA